AUGGGAAAACGAAAAGGUAAAUGUGUGAAAAAGAACGCAGCAACUAAACAGGCUUUAGAACCAGAGCAUUUAGUGAAGGCCCCACAUUCUUUCGUAAUUCACCGAGGCAAAUGUUCUAAAGACUUAGUGGAUUUGACUAAAGAUUUUAGAAAGAUAAUGGAGCCGUUCACAGCAUCGCAACUAAAGGAAAGAAAGAAAAAUACUAUCAAAGACUUUUUAUCAGUGUCAGGCUACUUGCAUGUAUCACAUAUGAUGGUUUUUACUGAGACAGAGCUGGGUACCUACAUGCGGCUAGCGAGAUUACCUCGUGGACCAACUUUAACUUUCAGAAUACACAAUUAUAGCCUUUCCCGCGAUGUAGUUUCGUCUCUCCGGAAACAAUAUGUGAUGUCGCGGGCCUUCAAACAUGCACCACUCAUCGUUCUCAACAGUUUCUCCGGCGAAGGUCACCACAUGAAGCUUAUGGCAACCAUGUUCCAAAACAUGUUUCCCACCAUUAAUAUUACUACAGUUAAGCUAAAAAAUAUUCGUCGAUGUGUGUUAAUGAACUAUAACCCUGCUACGAAACUCAUAGACAUGCGCCAUUACGUCAUCCGCGCCAUACCAGUCGGACUCAACAAAGGCACUAAAAAGAUGGUGCAAGGUAAAAUACCCAACUUGAAUCGAUGCAAGGAUAUGUCGGAAUUCUUCGAUAAGGCUGCGCUAAUGUCGGAGAGUGAGUUUGAAGACGACCCCAACUCACAAGUGGUAUUACCACAGAGUCUCGCUUCUCGGGGUGCCGCAGUCAAUUCGAGAUCAGCUAUACGGCUGGUGGAGCUUGGCCCGAGAAUCACUUUACAGUUAAUCAAGGUGGAAGAUGGCCUUAUGGAUGGAGAGGUCCUAUUCCAUGAACUUAUAGAGAAGACAGAUGAAGAAAAAGCACUCAUAAAGAAGAGGAGAGAAGAGAAGAGACGUCUGAAGGAGAAACGUAAAGCGCAGCAAGAGGCAAACGUUAAACGGAAACAGCAUGAGAAAGAGGAGCUCAAACAGAAGGCGCUAGAAGGUAUCAAAAAGAAGAAGGAGAUCACCGAGAAUCAGAGGUUAAUGGAGCUAGCGGCUGCCGAGUCACAGAACACUGUGGACAUGGAACAGGACGACGUUGAGGACGAUGCAGACUACUACAGGCAGGAAGUCGGGGCAGAACCAGAGCAAGAUCUCUUCAGUCAAAACACGUCGAGAAAGCGCAAAACUGACGAACAACCGCGGGGAUUUAAAAAAAUGCGACUAGAUAAGAAACUACAGAAAAAAUACCAUAAGGGCGAUGAUAAGUCGCAGAAAUCUCAUAAUAAGGGUGGUAGAAAGUUCGACAGGAACAAAGAUAGGGAAGAAAACUUUAGGAACAACAAAGACGGAAAGAAAAGAUUUAAUAAAAGAGAAGAUACAAACCGACAAGGGCACGGGAAGCAGAAGAAAGUGUUUGGUGGUAAGAUUAACAAAUUUGGAAAGAUGGGUCAAAAAGGUAAAACCAAAGGGAAGAAUAAGAAAUAA
Messenger RNA from Parnassius apollo (apollo), 1527 nucleotides. The record is from the annotation of a GenBank genome assembly. NCBI's taxonomy places the organism in Eukaryota, Metazoa, Arthropoda, Insecta, Lepidoptera, Papilionidae.